Molecule: messenger RNA, 5037 nt
Organism: Closterium sp. Naga37s-1
Lineage: Eukaryota; Viridiplantae; Streptophyta; Zygnematophyceae; Desmidiales; Closteriaceae
Source: the annotation of a GenBank genome assembly
AUGUGGAGAAAAUCUCCUACCAACCCCCCAUCAGGCCGCGAAGAUCACCCGUUUCAGUACCCAUCCUCCGAUGCUCCUGCUGGCCCUAGCGCUACAGCUGCAGCUUAUAGCGGCGCUGCUCGUCGUUCUCCUUCGCCUGCUGCGUACGGGGAUACGUACCCAAGCACUGCAGCUGCAGCCGCAGCUUACACCGGUGCUGCUCGCCGUUCCCCUUCCCCUGCAGCUUACGCCUGUGCCGCGCGUCGUUCCCCCUCCCCUGCUGCGUACGGAGAUACGUACGCGUACGAGGAUGGUGGGUCUUACCAAGAUGAACCGUUUCAACAGCAGAGUUCGUAUCAACAGUAUCCGUACGAGCAAGGCUCUUCGUACCAGCCGCACCAGCAGUACCAACGCGGAUCGCGAAAGCAGCAGCAGCAUCGCCGGCAGCAGCAUCUGCACCAGCAGCAGCAGCCGCCGCAAUUCGAAGAACCUGCCUGGCUUUCCCGUCAAGUAAAGGCCUGCGCUCCCGCCCCGAACGAGCUCUCAUUGGUCGGCCGGCCGUGCCUUAUCCACGAGGACGAUGACGUGUCAGCUGACGUGGCGGGCGGCGGCGGGCUGCUUCCCUGGAAAGGGGAAGAUUCUCUAAUGAUAGACCGCUUUGAUGUCAGGCAUCUAUUGGACGAUCUUAAAACUAUCAGGCGGAAAAAGGGGGGACGAGGAGGGGGGAGAGGGGGAGGGGACGCAGGGGAAGGUGGGGAGGAGGAGGAGAUGGAGAAGGAGAGAUAUGUAGAGCUGGAUAUGGUUGAGAAAGAGGAGAGGCGGAAGGCAGCAGCGGCAGAGGCGCAGAGAAAAGAGGAAGCGGCUGGGGGGACGGAGGAUGUGUGGGGGAGGGCAGCAAGGCGCAGAGGAGGAGGAUUCGCCGUGGCAGCGGCAGCAUCAGAGAAUGUUGCUGGGCAUGGGCAGGGUACGAGGCCUUUGCUCUCCUUGUGUCUCUUCCGCCUCUGCUCCUCCCGCUUCACUUCAAUCCUCCCUUUUGUUUCUCCCUUCUUCUUGCGUUCCCUCUCCUCCCCCCGUCUUCUUUUCUCUCCCUUCACUCGUCCAGCGUCCCAGACGCCCACUCGCCCCGCCUAUGCAGCUGUCGCCUUCAACUACGCCUCCUCUGCAGCCCCUGAUGAGCAGCAAGGAACCCUCCCAUCGUCUCCUCACAAGGCUGCUUCUGCUGGUGAAGGUGGUGAUGCACAAGCAUCAGCAGGAGCAGCUGCAGCAGCAGCAACAACAGGAGAAGCAGCAGGGGAAGGCAAAGGCAGCGGUUUUGUACCGCCCUUUGCAGUGCCCCCAGAGCUUCAGCAAUGCCUGCCCCCAUCAGAGAAAGUAUACACCAUAAUGGCACGCACUGCUUCAUUCAUACGAAAGGCGGGCGCACAGGCAGAGAUCGUGCUGCGAGUGAAGCACAAGGGCAACCCCCCCUUCGCCUUCCUCUCCCCUGACCACUCCUUACCUUACACCCCCCCCCCAACUGAAAAGAUUUACACCAUAAUGCCCCCAACUGAAAAGAUUUACACCAUAAUGGUGCGGACUGCUUCAUUCAUACGAAAGGCGGGCGCACAGGCAGAGAUCGUGCUGCGAGUGAAGCACAAGGGCAACCCCCCCUUCGCCUUCCUCUCUCUCACCCAACCCCUCAACCCCUCUUCCAUUUCCCCUCCCCGACCCGUUUUCCAGCCUCCAACCGAAAAGGUUUACACCAUAAUGGCGCGCACUGCUGCAUUCAUACGAAAGGCGGGCGCACAGGCAGAGAUUGUGCUGCGAGUGAAGCAAAAGAGCAAUCCCGCCUUCUCCUUCCUCUCCCCUGACCACUCCUUACACCCCUUCUUCCGGUUCCUAGUGGCAAAUCCUCAGUUGGAUGAGGAGGAUGGGGAGAAGGAGGAGGGUAAGGAGGAAGGGAAGGAAGAGCAGGAGAGGGAGGAGGGAGUUGAGGGGAGGAAGGGGAAAGAGGAGGAAGAGGGGGAGGAUGAAGGGAGAGAAGGAGCCAGCAGAGAGGGGAGCGAAAGGCAACAGGGGGAACCAGCGGAGGAAGAUGGAGCAUCUGAGGAAAGGGUUACGGAGGAAAGGGUUACGGAGGAAAGGGUUAUCGAGGGAGUGGAGGGAAGUAGGUGGUUCACUGAGGAGGUGUCUGAGGAAGGAAGUGGGGAAGGUGGGCCUGAGAUCCCUUCUGAAGAUAAUGCCUUCCCGGAACAGCCUCCCCCAGAACAGCCUCCCCCAGUUGAGCCUCCAGUGGUCUCAGAUGAGCCUCCCCCUCCUGGGAUGGAGACAGGAGAAGAAGCAGGGAGAGCGGAUCGAGGAGGAGGGGAGGGUGAGGGAGGAGAGGAGGGAGAGAAAGGCGAUGAAUGGGCGGAGGGAGGAGCAGCAGCAGGAGCUGCAGGAGGAGCGGGAGGAGCAGGAGCUGCGGGAGAAUCAGGUGGAGAAGGAGGAGGAAGAGUAACAGCAGGGGCGACAGGAGGGGAGGAGGCGGAAGAAGUGCCUGAGUCGGUGCGGGGCGUGGUGGGGAAGAUGGUGGAAUUUAUAGUGCGCAACGGGCACGAGUUUGAGAGCAUUGUGCGGCAGAGGGACGCUGGGGAGGGGCGCUUUCCGUUCCUGCUGCCGGGAGACCGCUUCCACGCCUACUACCAGCGCACACUGAAGGAAGCUCUGGAGGUGAGAGUGGGUGUGUUUAGGGUUAGAAUCAAAGGCUUUGCUGCUAAAGUGGGUGUGUCGGGUGGUGGGGAAGAUGGUGGAGUUAUAGUGCGCAACGGGCAUGAGUUUGAGAGCAUUGUGCGGCAGAGGGACGCGGGGGAGGGGUGCUUCCCUUUCUUAUUGCCUGGGGACCGCUUUCACGCCUACUACCAACGCACGCUAAAGGAGGCUUUGGAGGGUUUAGGUGCCAGAGUGGGAGCGAAGGCUGUUGGGAAGAUGGUGGGGCUCAUAGUGCGCAACGGGCACGAGUCUGAAAGCAUUGUGCGGCACAGGGAUGCUGGGGAGGGGCGCUUCCCACUCUUGUUGUUGGGAGUUGGGGUGGUGGUGGGGAAGAUGGUGGGGUUUAUAGUGCGCAACGGGCACGAGUUUGAGAGCAUUGUGCGGCAGAGGGGCGCUCCCCGUUUCUCUUGCCGGGAGACCCGUUUUCGCAGCUACUACCAGCGAACACUCAAGGAGGCUGUGGAGGGUUCAGAGUCUAGUUGCUGGAGUGAUGCGGGGUGUGGCGGGGAAGGUGGAGGGGUGUGGCGGGGAAGGUGGAGGGGUGUGGUGGGGAAGGUGGAGGGGUGUGGUGGGGAAGGUGGAGGGGUGUGGCGGGGAAGGUGGAGGGGUGUGGUGGGGAAGGUGGAGGGGUGUGGCGGGGAAGGUGGAGGGGUGUGGUGGGGAAGGUGGAGGGGUGUGGUGGGGAAGGUGGAGGGGUGUGGCGGGGAAGGUGGAGGGGUGUGGUGGGGAAGGUGGAGGGGUGUGGCGGGGAAGGUGGAGGGGUGUGGUGGGGAAGGUGGAGGGGUGUGGCAGGGAAGGUGGAGGGGUGUGGUGGGGAAGGUGGAGUGGUGUGGUGGGGAAGGUGGAGUGGAGGCGUACAUUGUGUGCCACAGCCCCUCGGAGUUGCGGCGCGCCAAUGCCCCUCUGGUGUUGAUGCCACAGCCACCCCCUCGCCCUCGCCUCCCCACUGCGCGCGCCAAUGCCCCUCAGGUGUUGAUGCCACAGCCGCCCCCUCGCCCUCGCCCCCCCAUUGCCGUACUGCCAGGCAAACUGCCCGUGCCUGCUUGUCUCAGUCUCAUUGCUUCUGUUCUUCCCCUCUAUCCCAAUCCUCUCCCCCUUCUCCUUUUCUGUCCUUCCCCCCCACAGCGCGCCAAUGCUCCUCUGGUGUUGAUGCCGCAACCGCCCCCUCGCCCUCGCCCCCCCACUGCUGUCCUUCCCGGGAAGCUGCCCGUGCCUGCUGUCCGCAAACUGAGGGGGGCAGAGGCGGGUGUGGUUCUAAGAGAUGUGACUCUAGCGGGAGGGGAGUCUGAGGAAGAGACUGAGGGUGGGGCCGGGGGGAAAGGCACUGCUGGUGGUGCUAGUGCUGGUGCUCGUGCUGCUGCUGGUUCAGGUGCUGGUAACACAGGUGGUAACCGCAUGAGCGCUGCAGCAGUGUUGGAGAUUCUGAGGGGAAGGAGGCCCGGGAGUGGACCAGGCAGGUCAGUCACUGGGCAGGGGUCUGCUCGUCCUGCUGGUCAAUCUGCUGCUGACUUAUCUGCUGCACCUUCUGCUGCUCCUCACGCUACUGUCACUGGUGUUGCCCCUCCUCCAUCUCUCAUUCCUACUGCUGCUGCUCCUGGUGGUUCCGGUGCUGCUGCUGCUGCUGCUGCUGCUGCUGCUGCUGCUGCUGCUGCUGCUGGUGAUGGUGGUUCUGCUGCUGCUGGUGCUGCUGCGGUGCAAGGAGGGGCUGUUGAGGAACUAACAGCAGAGGAGCAGAGGCGGGUGGAGAGGAGGCGCAAGGCAAAGCUCUUCUCUGCCAUGCUCUCAUCUACAGCCGGUUCUGCUGUAUCCGGUGCUGCUGUAUCCGGUACGUCUGCUGCAGGGAGCAGUGCUGCUGCUGGCGUUCCCACAGAAAGGGGGGGGGGCACUGAUGCGGCAGCAGUAGGGGGCAGUGGUGGUGUAACCACGCAAGGGGCUGAGGUUGCUCUGGUGGCAGCGGCGGCAGCUGCAGCAGCAGCAGUGGCCAAAGCACUGCCCCUUCUUGGCUUGUCAGGACAGGUUGAUGCUGGCGUUGGGAAGGGUGGAGGGGGAGGAGGGAGGGCAAGCAAAGGAGCAACGGGAGGAGCAUUUGGAGGGGCAAAGGCAGAGGUGAAUGGAGUGGAAAGUGGAUCGGUUGAGAUGGGGAAGGGGAAAGUCAGAUCGAAAGGAGAAGCAGAAGCAGGUGAUGCAGCGGGGGAAGGGGGGAGCAGGGCGGAGGGAGAGAGGAGCGAUAAAGAGGAGAGAAGGGGGGACAGGGAGGAGGGUGGGAAGGAAAGUCCUCGUCCCCCUCAUCUCCCUCUCGGUCACUUAGGAAAAGCCGCGGGCACUUAG